Malaya genurostris is the source of this 685-nucleotide messenger RNA. RefSeq names its product cytochrome c oxidase subunit 2-like. Gene Ontology annotation, molecular function: cytochrome-c oxidase activity; copper ion binding. The record is from RefSeq and is a predicted model, not a curated record. Gene Ontology annotation, cellular component: membrane. The transcript has a single exon. Gene Ontology annotation, biological process: ATP synthesis coupled electron transport. NCBI's taxonomy places the organism in Eukaryota, Metazoa, Arthropoda, Insecta, Diptera, Culicidae.
AUGGCAACAUGAUCUAACUUAAGAUUACAAAAUAGAUUUUCACCUUUAAUAGAACAAUUAAAUUUUUUCCAUGACUAUACAAUCAUAAUUUUAAUUAUAAUUACUGCAUUAAUUUCUUAUAUUAUAAUUAUAUUAUUUUUUAAUAAAUUUACUAAUCGAUUUUUAUUACAUGGACAAACAAUUGAAAUUAUUUGAACAAUUUUACCUGCUAUUAUCUUAAUAUUUAUUGCUUUUCCUUCUUUACGAUUAUUAUAUUUAAUAGAUGAAAUUAAUAAUCCAUUAAUCACCUUAAAAGCUAUUGGACAUCAAUGAUAUUGAAGAUAUGAAUAUUCAAAUUUUAAUAAUUUAGAAUUUGAUUCAUACAUAAUUCCUACAAACGAAUUAAAUACUAAUGGAUUUCGACUCUUAGAUGUUGACAAUCGAAUUAUUCUACCUUUUAAUAAUCAAAUUCGAAUUUUAGUAACAGCUACUGAUGUUCUUCAUUCUUGAACAAUUCCUAGAUUAGGAGUAAAAAUUGAUGCUACUCCUGGACGAUUAAAUCAAUCUAAUUUUUUUAUAAAUCAACCAGGUCUUUUUUUUGGUCAAUGUUCAGAAAUUUGUGGAGCUAAUCAUAGAUUUAUACCUAUUGUAAUUGAAAGUAUUCCUUUAAAUUAUUUUAUUAAAUGAAUUUCUUUAAAAAUUAAUU